AUGAAGAACAAUAAUAGUUACUAUCAAUCAAAUCAAAAAGACAAUGAUAAUUCAGAUAAAGGAAAUAAAGAAAAACAUCAAAAUUAUGAUAAAAAAAAUAAUGAAGAAUCACAAAAAGAAGACAAUGAAUAUGGGAAAGGAAAUGAACAAAAUAGUGAUGGAAAUUAUGAAAGAAAUAAUAAUAAUAAUAAUAACAAUAAUAAUAAUAAUCCUAAUAGAAAUAAUAAAAAGAAUAAUGAUGGUAAUAAAUCAGAUGAUAGUGAUAAUGAUGAAGAAAAUGAAGAUGAAGAAAUAAAUAAAUUUUCAUUAAAUGAAAAUAAUAAGACAAAAAAAAUUUUAUAUGGUGGUAAAAAAAUAUUUAGACCAAAUAUAAUUGUAAAAAGUGUAGGAAGUUUUAAUAAUCUAAAACAUAUUAAAAUAUGUGAUGAUGGAAAUGUUGGAUUAUUUAAUGUUACAAGAAAUACUUCAAAAAAAAUAGAAAAAAAUAAUUUUAAAAGAACAGAAUCAUUAGAAAGUAUAAAUUUUAAAAAUGAAAAAACUUUUGAAAGUACUAUAGAUAUUAAUAAAAUGGUAUUAAAACCAAUUAUUAGAAGAUUAAAUUAUACAAAAAUAAUUAAUACUUUGUUAAAAAAUAUAAAUUCACGAAAUACAGCACUUUUAUUACAAGCAUUAAGACAACAAAUAACACGUAAAGAAAGUAAAGAAGCAUCAAUUGAGGUAAUAAAAGUUUUUGCUUUUAAAGAUAUUUUAAACUUAAGGAAUGCAAAUAAUUCAAUUGUUUAUAAUAUUUUAUUACAUCAUACAUCCCAAAAUGAUAUUAUUAAAGAAGAGUUUGCAAGAUUUCUCAAUGCAAUUGCAUCAUUUAAAGUUGGAAGAACAUUUUUAAUAAAUUUUUCAUAUGGUAAAAAUUUUAUCUACCCAUCAGUAGUAGCAUUAAAAAAUAAACGUUUAGAUGAAGUAACAUCAUCUCAUAUUUUGGCAGCAAUACAAAAAGUAUCUAUAAAACAAGUUGUACAAAAAGAAUUAUUACAACAAAAUAUACUUGAUUGGUUAGUUAAAAUUAUCACAGAAGAAUGUGUUUCACCAACAUUUUUUGAUUUUGGUAUUGGUUUAAUAUUAAAUUUGGUAUUAAAUCCUUUUGUUCAAUCUCAUAUUUUUCGUAUAACACAUAAUUUAGUUGUAAUGUUAUCAACAAUAUUACAAAAAAGUCAUUUUAAAGAUAAAAAUGUCAUUUAUGGUAUAAUGUAUGUUGUAUUGGAGUUAAGAAAAGUUAGAGUGAAAGCUAAAGAAUUAAAGAUUGAUGAAAUUUUGUAUAAACAUUUAGAGGUCUCCACAACCUAUGAAGAAAAAUAUAUAAUUGCUUUCUUACUUUGUUGUUUAUAUGAAGAAUAUGACUAUGGAAAUAAGAAAGUAUAUACUUUGUCAGAAAAUGAUGAUAAUUGGGAUGAUUAUAUAGAAGCUGAGAUAGAGUCAACAGAUAGACUUCGUCCAGGAGCAUUGGAAUGUUUUGGUGAAAAACUUUUAGUAGAAAAAUAUCAAAUAAAAAAUGAUCAAAAAGAUAUUUUUUGUCAAACAUUUACAGAAAUAAAAAAAAAACCUUUUUAUAUUAAUAAUAACUCUUCAGGUAUUACAUCAAAUAAUAUUGAAAACAAAAAAUUAUCAAUUAUAUCAAAUGAUACAUUAAAUGGACAAAAUAUAUCACUAACAUCGAAAAAUAAUGUUAAAAGAAUGUCAGCAGUAAAUAAACAACAAAAACGAAAUUAUUUAAGAACAUCUCAUUCUCUUACAAGAUUUUCAACAAAAAUAAAUGAUUUAAUUAAACCACCAAAUUCAACAACAUCAUAUAAAACUUUUAUUUUAGAAAAUAAUAAAAGAAAACCAUUACUUUUACCUUGUGGUAUAAAAAGUGCAAUAAUUGAAAAUUCAAAAUUAAUAAGAGCAAAAUUAAUAUCAUUAAAUAUAUCUUUAGAAAGCGAUGAUAAUGAAAAUUCAAGUGAAACUAAAACAAACAUUUCUAAUAAAAUUGAGAUGAAGAAAUUUAUCGUUGUCCCAAAAAAAGUAAAUAUUGAAAAAUCAUUGAAUAUAGAAAAAAAGAAAAAUAUGAAGAAUUUUUCAAAUUAUAAAAAAAAUAAUGAAUUUAAUAAAGAUGGUAUUUGUAAAAAUGAGUCACUUCCAAAAAGUAAAUAUGAUAAUAUUUUACAAAUUCAAAAAAUUGAUAUUUCAACAAAUGAUUCUCCUCUUAUUGAUGUACCUUGUGAAGAAUGUGAUGUUGAUUAUAAUAGUGUUUUUUUGUCACGUCCAAAAGUUCUUCGUACACCAGAUAAAGUAAAUUUAGAUAAAACUGAAAACACAUUUUUUUCAAAAAAUUUUUAUUAA
This is a messenger RNA of Strongyloides ratti, 2376 nucleotides long. RefSeq lists its product as hypothetical. Bases 1 to 2376 code for a protein of 791 amino acids. Lineage: Eukaryota; Metazoa; Nematoda; Chromadorea; Rhabditida; Strongyloididae. Gene Ontology annotation, cellular component: centriole; ciliary basal body; ciliary tip. Gene Ontology annotation, biological process: cilium assembly. The transcript has 3 exons. The record is from RefSeq and is a predicted model, not a curated record.